Molecule: messenger RNA, 8983 nt
Organism: Pocillopora meandrina
Lineage: Eukaryota; Metazoa; Cnidaria; Anthozoa; Scleractinia; Pocilloporidae
Source: the annotation of a GenBank genome assembly
AUGGAGUCGCUUCUUAAAAACCUCAAAAAGCAUGUAACAUGUUCGAUUUGUUUGGAUACUUACACCAAACCCAAGACCAUUGCUUGUCUUCAUACGUUCUGCUGUGAAUGCCUGGAGAGACAUGCACUAACGAGACAAAAACAAGGGUUUUAUCGAUGCCCCGAGUGUCAGGCACAAAUUCGCAUCCCUGAAGGAAAGCGUUUUGAUAAUCUACCGAGCAGUUUUCUGCACAACAGUUUGUUGAGUCUUCUCGCCGUUCGACGCAGCGGCGAGGGAAAUGAAAUCAGCUGUAGUACAUGCCAGAAGAAGAGCGCUGAGAUCAACUACUGCUUUGAUUGUGAGAAGUUUAUGUGCCCAGACUGUGUGAAAGCACACGAAGUGUUUCGAGAAACUUUGUUUCAAGGACACAAAGUCACACCAGUGCGACAGUUUCAAGCUACAGACUACGAGGCGUUGUUGAAACGGCAGUCGUUUUGCUCCGUUAAGUAUCACGAGAAAGAAGUGACAAAGUUUUUCUGUGUGGGCUGUCAAAGCUGCGUGUGUCAGGUUUGCAUCGCCACUGAUCACAAGAGCCACGAUGUUGUUCCGCUUGAAAAGGCAGCGGACGAUGAAAAAGCAAACAUCAUUGCCAGAGCAAAGCUGGUCAAAGAGAUGAAGGAGGUCUGCCGAGGCGUUAUUCGUGAAUUUGAGAACACGGAACAUGAGUUGGAAACGAACAUUACCACAGCUAAACGCCAAGUUUCCCAGGCAACCGAACAGAUGAUGGGAAAGCUUCGCCAACUAGAACAUGAAGCCAUUACUGCCCUAGAGAAGAGUCGCGUGUCAAGGAUUGAGAAAUUACAGUCUGGAAAGGCAUCGGUUGUCUCUUUGGAAAAGCAACUUGACCAAGCAUUUGAGUUCAGUAACAACCUGGUUGAAAGUAGCUCAAGUUCAGACAUAAUGCAAAACAAGAAAAAUGUAGAAGAACGAAUCAACGACCUCAUCGAGACCACAAUGCCAGUACUUCCGGUUAGCUCGUGGGUGGAGUUUGUGUCGACAUGUGAAACAGAGAGUUUGAGUCUGGGAUUUACGAAAUUCAGCAAAACAGAUGUGCAAGGAUCGACCGUGGAAGGACUGGAUCAGAAUUUUCAAGCUGGUGUAGAGGCAGAGCUACUGAUUUGUCCCAAAUCAAGCGAAGGAGAAAUCAGAAACACUCAGCACACAGAUCGUGUUGAAAUACACAUAGACCCUGCGGAUCAGGUGAGGAGUUUGGCGACGAGUGAAAGAGAAGAUGGAAAUUUCCAAGCAAAAUUUGUAGCGAAAGUAGCAGGUACUUAUCAAAUAGAAUUAAAGAUAAAUGAACAGAAACUUGCCAAGAGUCCAUUUUGUAUUCUGGUCAAAGCACGAGAGUUAAAUGUUGUAGGCAAGUUGGACUUACAUGGAGAAAUGCUCCGAGGUCCAGCCGGCAUUGCAGUGAACAGUAAAGGUGUUAUUGCUGUGGCUGAUCGUGAAGGUCAUUGUAUCCUGGUAUUUGAUAAGACAGGAAAGUUUGUGCGAAAAAUUGGUUCUUAUGGAAAUGAGAAUGGACAAUUAGAGAAUCCAGUCGACGUCACGUUCGUAAACGAUGACGAGAUUCUGGUGGCCGAUCAAUUAAAUCACCGAAUACAGCAGUUGAAUGUACAGACAGGGAACUUUGUGAAAAGCUUUGGAAAACAGGGAAUUGGAGAUGGAGAGUUUAAGAUGCCUACAAGUGUUUGUAUUACAAGUGAUGGACGUUUUAUCGUUGCAACGGAUUUUUAUAAUAGCAGAAUUCAGGUGUUUACAAUGGAUGGUGAACCUGUGUUUAAGUUUGGAGACAGCGGUCCAGAAAGGCUGGAUCAUCCCGUCGGCUGCUUUUGUUACGAGGAAAAGUUCUUUGUAGCUGACAUGAAUAAUAACUGUGUGAAAGUGUUUGAUGAGAGAGGACAGUUUUUGUACAAGUUUGGAGAAAAAGGAAACGGUGAUGGACGAUUAAAUCUGCCGUAUGACUUAGGUGUUGACAAACAUAACAAUGUUUUCUUAUGUGAGAGGGGGAAUAAUCGAAUUCAACAGUUUACAUUGGAAGGAACUUUCACUGGAAAGGCAAGUACUAAUAUUCAAUUUGGAUGGCCGUGGAAUGUCACCCCAAUGCUAGAUGAUCGGAUUUUGGUCACAGACUUCGGAGAGAAAGAAGUUUACAUUCUGAAAUGAAUACCCUUUUUUGAAAGUAACAAUCAAUUCUUCGUAAGCCACGUGUCACAAGAGAACUUGAAAGAAAAUGGCUAGAAUCAGCAACUUGCCUUCUAAUUUUUCUAGGACAGUUCAAAGAAUUGAUGAUUCAUCACUUCAGAAAUGUGAUUGUGUGAGCUUUUAUUAAGUUAUAGUAAUAGGACUGAGUGGAGUCCAAUUCGGUCUAUAAUCAUACGAGUGAUUGACAAAAUCGGACGACUACGAACGGGGAGUCCCAUUUGUCAAUCACUAGUUUACGAAAGAAACUAGACAUCGGUUAUACGUUUUCAUGAAAAGACAACGGUUCAGUCGCCGAAAUGCGCGACAACAGCGCUUGCAUAUGACGCGCAUUGUCCAUUAACACAGGCAUGACAUAUCAUCUGUUCUAUUCAAUUGUCCAGUUACAAGCAUGACAUCUGCACUGUCCAAUUGGUGCUCAAAUCGAGCUGGUGAUAACCAAUCACAUGCAGGAAUUUUGUUAUAGUUUUGACAGACCACAAAAUCGAUUUCAAACGAGAUUAAGCUUUGUAACCGCUUAAAGAUUUAGGAGUAUUAUUAAGGCAAAAAAAAAACAUUUCUGCGAAAUAAAUGUACAGUGGCAUUGAUUAAUUUAAAUUGCUGAUGAUAAAUUUUACUUAUCAACUUUACAUUUUUCCAGCAAGUAGUAGACUUUUCCGUGAGCAUAUUUUGGUAGAGUUUUGGUUAAGUUAAAUAAUAGUAAUUCUCUCAUCAAAUGAAGCAUACCUUUGUAUCAAAGUUUUAAAUUAACACAUUGACAGCAGCUUGCAUGAUUAAGCUGUAAACAAUUCAACAAUUUCGUAGUGCUUCGUUACUUUUGGAGGAACAACAUUUAAAAUGUUAUUAGAAACCGUCUAAAGACUGAGGAGUGUUUUGAAUGCAUCAAGUUUGCAUUUCUAUUUAGGUAUUUUAUGCAUGCAGGAGUUUUCAUUAAUAAGCUCCUUUAAGUAUUAUGAAAGUGUCGAUUGAUUGAAUGAAUUACAGAUAUUACAGGAUAUUUUCCACUGUAUUCAUGAACUGUUCGACAGCGCUUAUCCUUUAAGUUUCUAUAGCAUUGACUAUUGAUAAAACAAAUAUCUUAUUGAAAGCAUUGUGAAUAAAUGUACUCGUUUGAUUUUCAAACGUGUGUUACUGUGCAACAAGAAUGGCUGCACGAGUAAUAGAUUAAUCAUCUUUUUACUGUACUAAAAACUCUUCUUUGGAUGAAGUAGGGUAUUUAGGAUUAUUUUUGACUUUGGAAGAUUGCAUCAGAAAGCUGAGAUGUAAAGUUCCCAAGAACCCCUUCUGCCUUACUUGGUUCAGUUUAAGAGCCAAGUUAACCAAGAUGUUGUCUUGCACAUUUUGAUUGUUCAGAGACAGAGAAAAUUAGAUGAAGUUACAGGGAGGAAUGGGGAGGCUGAUGGUUUGGGAGGCAUUCCAGCUUCACAGCUUCCCCUCACCACACCCCUAGAAAGAAGAGAUACUCCUCUACAACUGAGCAUGACACUGGAGUAAAUCGUGGGCCAACUGGAUGUGCUUACACAGUCUUUUGUUGUGGAAACAUUUCUGAACAGGGAAUUAUUUUAGAAACCAAGAACCUUGGGGGUGGGAACGGGGGAUACACUACUGUUAAUGACCUCAUCACGCUGUUAUUCAUUGGGAAAAUACCAGGAGUUGAAGGGGUACCCAUGUCAGGGAGAAAAGAGCGAAAAGGUGUGGCCUGAUGAAAAGUUUACACCUAUCAGCCAUCAAUCAAUAUCCAUUUUAAAACACCCUUCCUUAAACAAGACACAAGACAGAAACGGGGAGCACGGCUUUCGUGCACUCAAUUUUAGUUAGUUCCUUUUUAUCAGUAUUUAAGAGGCAUAGAUUCAUUUAGCCUGAAUGAGGCGCGUUGGGGGGGGGGAAGAUGGUGGAGGAAACACUACAGUUGUUCUUUCUCUCUUCCCCCUCCCCUUAGAAAAAGGAAUACCUGAUCGCAAGGUGGGGUUCAUUUCUGAAACAGCAAUUAGCUGUCAAGUCCAUGGCUCCCGUCGGGAAAAAGGUUAUGAACAGUCUUAUAUGAGUUUUUUGUUGUACAGAGACGAGUCAAAGAUUUCGUGCAACAUGGAGAUGUAUUAGCUUACGCUUAAACUCAAUGAUAUUUGACUUUUUUACGACAUUUUUGGUGUUGGGGAGAGAUUUUCAUAUUCAUUGAGCCACUUUUUGUUGCAGAGGGUUUCAAUUUUGGAACAUAGGCUUACAAGGACUGAGAAUAAACUACGAGAAUGCCUGGAUAACCAACAGAAAAUAACUCUACAGAUCAGGCCUAACGAGUAGUGCAAUACAGCAUCAGUAUCUAGAGACCUAAUCAUUAGUCAUGUUCAGAAUUCUUUUAAGACUAGUCUUUGUAUGGUAAUAUUGUAAACUGUAAAAGAAAUUUUUAAUUAAGUGUCGAAAGUAGUCAUGAAUAUAGUCGUAGGCAUUGAUUUAGCUUGACUGUAGUCUGUCAUCGGUUUAGAGAGCCUAUGCCUCCCUCUUGACCAAUCAGGUACGAGCCUUAUCAUGAUCGAGUGUUGGAGUUGGGCCAUUCGUAUAUUUCCAGCGCUCUAGGCUCUUUUCAGUUUUUUUUCUUUGAGUUAUCUCGGGCAUUUUGUCAUAUUUCUUCUGUUAGAGCAGUUUUCAACUAAGUAUCUAAAGUGAUGCUGGAUUGCUUUGGUUUUGCUUUACUUUGUUGUGUGAUUGGUCCAGAAAACUCACGUCACAAUCUCAACCAAUCAAAUGUAAAUCUAAACCUUUUGUUCUGAUUGGUAGUUGUUACUACUUAGGUUUUGGUUUUUGGAUACUCAAUUUAAAAAAGCUUGAUGAUUGGCAGUAGUGAUCACUUUGGAUUUGGUUGUAGGACACUCAGCUGAAAUGUACUUUUGAAGAAUACAGAGGUUUAUAUCGCUAUGUACAAAUCAUAAGUUACUAAGGCAACAUCAGAACUACAAUUAGAUUGAUAAACUAUUUAUACCGACCUUUACUGUAUGUUUUGAAUGAGAACUUGUUUUACAUUUAGUUAGAAGUUGAAAUAGCGUUUCUGUGAGCUGACCAAUGUGCCAGUGUUUUCUGCAUUUGAUGUUUUUGUGCGUUUUAAAAUUGCUUUUGGUUUAAAUACGUAUUCAGUAACCAUAGAUCUGGACUAAACAGAACAUUAUUUGUCCGUUGUUGAACACAAGUUUAUAAUAUCUCAUACGAGUGACAGAUAUUGUCGGCACUUGAGGAUAAAUUGGUAUUAACCCACGGCCAAGUAAUGCCCUCUCAGGGUUGUCAAAAAGGUUUUGAGUAACUGGACUAUGAUACAAAGAAGGCAGCACUAAAAAGUUUUAUUUCCAUCAUUUUCAUGCUUCCAUGCUUGUUUCCGGCUUAAUGUAACAAACCUGCCUUCUGUGUAGAGAGGGCUUAUCUAGAAUUGCUACGCAUUAGGUUUUACUUCAAACUGUCAAAAUGUCGAACAACGACAGCAUUAGGGGACAAUGUCUCCUAUUUGGUGCAUACACUGUAGAAACAGACUGGGUUCUGAAACGCAGAAGGAUUCUGAAUGAGGUGGGUUCCCUUAGGGAAGGAGCAAGCGAUGGGAGCCUGAAUCACCAAGUGAAGUACUGAAGUAUGGGUACAUGAGAGAGAGAGAGAGAGAGAGAGAGAGAGAGAGAGAGAGAGAGAGAGAGAGAGAGAGAGAGAGAGAGAAAGUUGUAGGGCCAUCUUGUUUCUUGAUAGUACCGGUAACUCAACGGACCCCAAACCCUAUUUUAUAGUUAAUAUUUGAAGAAUAGAGAAGCUGGUUCGGAUACCCUAACUGGUUCAUUUUUAAUAUUUUGCUGAUAGUUUAAUUGUGUUAUUUUCAAAAUUGUUUAAAGCCUAUCUUGAUUGUAAACAGAACUGCUUUACAGGCCUUUUAAGUUACCAGGCCUUUCAAGAAAAAGGCCCCCACUUAUUACACUUCUUAAACUUGUCAUUUAGACUAGCAAACCCAUUUUGUAGUACUUAUUCCAACAAUCAAGUACCGAACUGCAACAAACGAGACCAAGAUUUUAUGAAACUUCCAACUGGAUACUUAUAAACCUGUCAAUCUUGUAAUAUUUUUUUAACUUUUAGUUCACCCAGAAGUGGUGGAGGUCGCGCAGGUCAUGUUUUAUUCCCCUCCCUCACUGAUAUUUUUAGUAUAACUUUACCGACAAUGAGGAACUGCCCGUAGUCUAGUGUUGUUUAUCGCUAAAUAAAAUGCUGUAGUUUGGUUUGAAAUGUUCAUACAGGUUUGAACUAGUUCAAGUUCCCUAAACACAAAUAACACGUUGACUGAACGCAAAUCAACUUGAUAUUCGUUACGUUUCGUUAACCUUUUUCGUCACGAGACAAAAUCAUUUACCAGAUUUUAGCUGUUUAGAAUAUCAAUCGAUGUAUUCUAAUAGCUCUGUCUUCCUAUCUUUUCCUUUUAAAAUGGUUCAAAUCGAAGAUUUAUGAAGCUACCAAUAUAGAACGGUCGGAGUUUGCUCAAAAGACUAAAUUGCAUAAUCUAUUGUCACACCAGCAAAAUCAUAAAAAGUUUGAAGUCAUUACGAAGAAGGAAAUUAGGAAGGAAAGUGCAAUAUGCUUUUAUAUUUCUAUGCUUUGGAACAUCUUAUUAGAAGAAAUAAGCCGGAGUCUUUAAUGAUCUGGUCAAGACUUGAGAUGUCGGAAAUGAGACUUAAGAGUCGGCUAUGUUCUGAAACUUCACGUUUUAUCUUAUAAACUCAACUUGAUCUCCCUCUCUGUCACACUGUCAUUAGUCUCACGCUCUGGUCCAUCUCAUUUUAAAUAUAUAAUAUGAUCCUAUUGUUAUACCAUCUGUCACUUAACGCAAAACAUCAACCGGAAAUCAAUUAACGCUGAAUAAUUUCUGACAGAGAAAUAUCACCUAAGAAAGAAACAGUACUUUUGACCAAUUUCAGAAAGCAGAAGGGCCUUCUGCAGCAUUGCUUAUUGAGAGCUCUAAAUUAUUUUUCAACGUAUUUCCAGAAACCAACAAGGUUUUAUUUACUUACUACAAAAGAUAAUAAAAUGGGAAAAGUUUGAGGCGAAACUUUUUUCCGAUGCAAAAUGCCUUGGACCGCUCUCACAGAGAUCGCCACCUAUUGAAAAUAGUGCUGCAGAGAAGAAUCGCAGCUGAGCGUUUUCUUUUCCUCUUUAACUUUCAACUAAAUUUACUUGACACAACUAUGCACCUACCCCUCCCCUAAUACAACAUUAACCCUAAGUUGUUAUUAGUUGACUGUUUUUGGGUUAAGGGAGGGGUAGGGUCGCAAUUCCUUUGACAUUGAUCCUAGCCCACGAGCCGCACCAAAUGCGAUACGCAAACGAAUCAAAAUAGAUUACAACCUUUAGAGAGCUAGUUUCCCUUAACGUAGGUAAGCAGAUUUUACCUUUUCGUUAGUCCGCUCUCGUGAAAGCUCUUGAAAACCAGACAUCCGUUAAUUAUUUCUCUCACGCUUCAUUAGAAACAAUGAAAUCCAGAACUGAUGCUAUCAAAUGCCGCUCUAGAGAACACAAGAUCUCUUCUGAAGAGAUCCGAUUCGCUGCUUUAAUAGAAUACUGAUUAUUUCUCGUGUGGUGUCAAACAAGUUUGUCGGAAUCCCAAACUCAUGAAACGGCGGUAAAUGUAGCGAUGAUAAAAUGGGGUAGAUGGUUAUUUCCAUCCGUCGUAGCAUGUUGUUUUUCAUGAUACAGCAGGUAGAGCGACACAUUCGGUCACGCUAUGGAAUCGAUUUUAGUACGCUUUGAUAGAGAAAGUAGACAAUAAUGAAUAAAAUUGAAAUGUAAACUGUCAAUCUCUGCGCAAAGAUCACGCGAUCCCACAGAGAUCUGAUUCGCUGCUUUAAAUAGUAUGCUAAUCCAAGUUCAGUUUCUCGGAAUCUCAAACAAAACAAAGCUGUGUUUUUAUCUGCGAUUCGUGAUGGAGUCGCUUCUAAAAAACCUCAAAGAGCAUGUAACAUGUUCGAUUUGUUUCGAUACCUACACUAAACCAAAGACCAUCGCUUGUCUUCAUACGUUCUGUUGUGAAUGCCUGGAGAGACAUGCACUAACGAGCCAAAAACAAGGGUUUUAUCCAUGCCCCGAGUGUCAGGCACAAAUUGGCAUCCCCGAAGGAAAUCGCUUUGAUGAUCUGCCAAGCAGUUUUCUGCACAACAGUUUGUUGAGUCUUCUUGCUGUUCGACGUAGUGGCAAAGGAAAGGAGAUCAGCUGUAGUACAUGCCAGAAGAAGAGCGCUGAGAUCAACUACUGCUUUGAUUGCGAGAAGUUUAUGUGCCCAGACUGUGUGAAAGCACACGAAGUGUUUCGAGAAACUAUGUUUGAGGGACACAAAGUCACACCAGUGCAACAGUUUCAAGCCGCAGACUACGAGGCCUUGUUGAAAAGGCAGUCAUUUUGCUCAGAGAAUUACCACAAAAAAGAUGUGAUUCGUUUUUUUUGCGUUGACUGUCAAAGGUGUGUAUGUCAAGUUUGCAUCGCCACAGAUCACAAAAGCCACGAUGUUGUUCCGCUUGAAAAGGCAGCUGACGAUGAAAAAGUAAACAUCAUUGCCAGAGCGCAGCUGGUCAAAGGGAAGAAAGAGGCUUGCCGAGGUGUUAUUCGUGAAUUUGAGAAGACGGAACUUGAGUUAGAAACGAACAUUACCACAGCUAAACGCCAAGUCUCUCAAGCAACCGAACAGAUGAUGGGAAAGCUUCGCCAACUGGAGCGCGAAGCCAUUUCUGCCCUCUAG